Molecule: messenger RNA, 724 nt
Organism: Canariomyces notabilis
Lineage: Eukaryota; Fungi; Ascomycota; Sordariomycetes; Sordariales; Chaetomiaceae
Exons: 1
Coding region: 280-669 (129 amino acids)
Source: RefSeq, a predicted model, not a curated record
CUCGAUACUGCAAGCUUUCAAGUGUGUAGCUGUGACACGUACGAUCGACCCACCAUCGUGUAAUUAACGAGUUGCUGUACAGUACAAUAUUGUAUUGACUGUGCAUAUGUGUAGAUGUGCUUCGAACUGUCCAUGCAGUGUGUUCCUCCAACCCGCUUGUGCGUCCCGUCACCACACAUCCAUAUCUUCAGGGAUUCAGGCCCUGUCGGCGACGGGAACAACCUCGGAGAACUAACAAGCCCGUGCUGACCUUUUUCUCGAGUCGCAAACGACAGGCCAAUGUCAGAGCCAAUUUUGGCCCCGGACGUUGGGGAAAGGGGAAGCUUAGUUAGGAGCGAUCGACGAUCCCCCGCUUUUACGCAAGGCCUCGAGACGGGGCUUGCCGCAGGCCCGCAGCCUGCCGAAGCACUUCCAGGUUCACCGUCAAACAAAAAAGUCUUCCGAGAUCAGCCAACGAAAUGUUUACCAAGCUUAGCAAGCCCAGGCCCAUCUGGCAUCUUAGCGCACGUCCCGGAACGCCACUAUCACGUCCCAUAUACAUGGCCCCUGCUCUCGCUCAUUUCCGUGACCGCGGUAAUGAUGCAGACAGGCACGUUUCUCUUCGCUCUCUUGUUUGCUCCACGACAAGUUAUUACUCAUGGCUCGCGUGAUUGGAUCCAGGAUGGUUAAAUUGCUGUCUGUAUCCGAUGCAUUUGCAGUGGCGUGUGCUUUGGCUCGAUUCUGC